AUGGAUGCUCUGCUGAAGCUUUCCGUCCUCCUCCUCCUCUGUCUUUCGCCAGUCCUCUCCGCUCCAAGCAACCCAUCCGCCGCCAUCAUCGGCAUUUCUCAUCUCGACUCGGCGCCAUCCUCCUCAAUUGGCGGCAACUGUUCACUGCCGACUCCCCAGCCGCAGAGCGCACACUCAGAGACCAUAGCUUCCGCCGUCUCCGACCUCCGAUUCGGCGCCGUCCGCCUCCAGGAUCUUGAUCCCAACCUCAUCAAAGCCUUCGACUUCACCAACACCUCCCUGCUUCUGUCAAUUCCAGACGGCCUCCUCGCUCCGCUGGGUUCCAAUCGCACUCUGGCUCGCGUCCACGUUCUCCCUUUCUACCCACGCUUCAAGAACGCCACAAUCUCCGUCGGCGAGGACGAAUUUUCCCUGUCCAAGCUCUCAUCGCUGCUUCCCGCCACACGCAACGCCCUCCGAGACAACGGAAUGAGGUCCAUCUCUGUCUCCACGACCUUUUCCUUCGUCUGCGUCCUUAAGACGGCGUUUCCUCGUCCGGCGGCGUCUUUCCAGGAGACAAUCGGCGAAGCGGCUAUCCGACCACUGCUCCAGUUCCUCCAAGGCACCAAUCCUACCUUCUUGCGCAAUCUUUACCAGUACAACCAAAACGGGUUGGCUCUGUUUCAAGAAGGGGCUUUUAGCUUCCGCGACGAUUUCGCCACUGGAGUCCGGUACGGCAAUUUGACGGAGGAUGCUGUCCUUACUUCCUUCGCUGUUUCCGGUGAUGAAGACAUCCCCUUGGUCGUCGCUGACCCUAAUCCGGCGUACUUGAAGACGUUGGUCGGACAAUUGAUCUCCAGCAACGGAACGCCGCCAAGGAAAGAAGCUGUGGCGCAGGCCUACAUCGACGAGCUGGUUGAAGCCGAUCCCAAGCAGCAGCUGCAUCACCUUGAAGUUUCCUUCGCACCAAAGAACUGGGCUUGGGGAAUUGUCUUUGUCAUGCUGUUCUUCUGGGUUCUUGUUAUGGACACCCCAGACGAAUCAGAAGCUUGGGUGAGGGUGCUUCUCGGUACCCUAAUUUGCGUGGCGGGCUUCGGUGUGUCCCUUCUGAAAUUGAUUAGAGUUGACAACGUUCGUAGAAUGGUGUAUGUUGUGAUGUUGGGUCUGCUUCACUAUCUAAUGUCAAAGUGGGAGCACCUUGAAGCUGGGGUAUUUCAAUUCAAAACGCUUCAGCACCAUGACAAGCUAGAAAUCAUUUUUGCUUUCAUGAGCCUGGAAGCUCUGUCACUAGAAUGUCCAUAUGAUGGGAAAACCAACAGUCUCCUUCAAGAUGCUGCUGUCAGUGGAAUUGGUUGUUACUACAGUGAUGGAAGGGCAACUGCGCAAAUUCCGGUUGAGAAUGAACGUGGAUCUCAUUUGUCCAAGGAGGGAUGGAUGAACCUUAUGGAUUCAUUCCACAGAAGGAUGGCUGUCAUGGUAAACAUGGUCCAGUACAAGAACCAUUGUGAUUCCUUGAAGUGGCAAUGGAGGAUUUGGUCUAAGCUGGUUGCCACUAGUGACAUGAAAUGGGAUCUAGUUGCCGGUGCCUUAACAUUCCCUCCAAGAUUAACAGGACCAUUCUCCUACUGGCUUGUGGUCCACUCUGCUAAUGAUGAUGGGGCAGUCUUCUGCCCUGAAGUUGUCGAUCUUACAGAGGAUGAUCUCGUAGGAAAGUUUACCUUAGGUAUCUCCAUGGCCACUGCUCUGUCACUCGCCAUUGCAAACCCGACACUGGCUGUUGCACCAAACAUGUUCGCCUCAGGGAGAGCAAGUGAAGGAGUACUUGAAGGAUCCUAACAAGUUUGUUGUUUCUAGAAGUAAAGUGGCAUGGUAUUAAUCCCCAAACAUUAACGAAGCUAGUUCUUUGAAUGCUUGGAGGGUGGAUUUCUGGAUCUGCUCGUUGGGAAGUGCUCUUCCAUGACCAAGGACAGGCCUCUGUCGUGGGUUUCCUCUGUAAAUAUCUUCAAGAACUAAUACCAUCAGGAAUGGUUGAUCCAUCACCAAGAAAUGAAUCCUUUCAUUCAAGCAUUAAUCUUGAAGCUGAUGUGAUGCUUGGUUAUUAGACGAACAGAAAGGAGCUCGCUCGCUCGCCAGUGAAUUUGCCGAGCUGAGGUUCGGUAACACUGUAUCUUGAACAAGCUUUGGACUACUGCACCAGCAAAGGAGGGGCUACUUACCAUGAUCUCAAUGGGUAUAGUUUCUUAUUUGAUAACGCUAACCUUGAAUGUGCCCAGUUUCAAAUGUUUCGCUUCCACCUUUUUCCCCCCUUCUUUCUCAGUUAAUAUCACUUUGUUUGGAUGGAGGUUGGGAUGUGAAUUGGAAGCUCUCUUGCUUUGACCUGAUGGAGUGUUGGAGAAAUGGCGAGAUGAAACAGUUGCAACAUCAAUCUUGCAGUUUCUCCACCAGUCCUGACUCCUGAGGGGUUUGAUUCAGAUGUUUCAUCGACGACAUUGAGGGACCUGGUCCUGUCAUGCAUUUUGGUGGCAAGCUUGUUUCAUUUUUUUUUUUUUUUUUUUACAGUAAGCUUGUUUCAUUUUUAAUGUCUCCGUUUGGUGGCAGAAAAUACUCACUUAUCCGAG
Messenger RNA from Linum tenue, 2597 nucleotides. NCBI's taxonomy places the organism in Eukaryota, Viridiplantae, Streptophyta, Magnoliopsida, Malpighiales, Linaceae. The record is from the annotation of a GenBank genome assembly.